CAAAACCUGAUGUGAUUGUUUACAUAGUGUUGUGGCAUUUUGAAGCAUUUGCUACGUAUUGUUAUGAUGUGAAGGUUACCUGUUAAUAAAGCAAGUCUGUGUUGGGACGUCGUGAAGAUGGAUAAGACGUCAGAUAAGAAAGAAGACAGUUCUGUCAAGUUGAAUUAUGUCUGUAGGAACAUUGUCGACUGCAAACAGGGAACGGUGAGAGCUGUGCGUUUCAAUGUUGAUGGUUCCUACUGCUUGACAUGUGGUGCAGAUCGUACUUUAAAACUGUGGAACCCCCACAGGUCACUACUACUGAAGACAUAUUUGGGACACGGAGGGGAGGUCUAUGAUGCAGCAGGGUCUUGUGACAACAGUCAGCUGUGCUCUGGAGGUGGUGAUCGCAUCGUGGUGCUGUGGGAUGUGGCAACAGGAAGGCCCCUCCGACGUCUCCGUGGACACGCAGGUCGCAUCAACUGUAUCCGCUUCAAUGAGGAAUCCAGUAUCAUCGUCUCUGGAUCACAGGACUGCACUGUGCGUUGCUGGGACAUCCGUUGCCGGCAGACACGCGACGCGGAGAUGGUCUUGGCUGAAUCCUCAGAUGCUGUGACAUCACUGUUCGUCACUGACCACGAGAUAGUGACAGGAUCACUGGACGGAAGGGUACGGCGGUACGAUGUACGAGCCGGCGAACUUGUCACAGACUGUGUUGCCCAGCCGGUGACAUGUGUCAGUCAAACACGGGACGGACAGUGUGUCGUGGUGAGUGGCGCAGAUUCUACGAUCAGGUUGCUGGACAGGGACACAGGGGAGCUUCUCGGAGAGUACCGUGGCCACAACGUGUCUGGCUUUACGACGGAGAGCUGUGUCGAUAAUACAGACCGCCACGUGCUGUCCGGGUCAGCCGACGGCCACGUGUACUGCUGGGACUUAGUGCGUGAGAAGCUGACGGAGACACUGGUGCACGGAGAGGCGAAGGGCAGUGCUAGUGUCGUGUCUUCCCUGAGCCCACACCCACUGCGGUCUGGUCUGCUGUCAGCUGCCGGAGGCUCGGUCAAGUUGUGGGGGCCAGAAGAAAGCCCAGACGAUGCAGACGAGGUGUGACCCGUUGCGAGGGUUCGACACUUUUGAUUAAACAGAUUUCUGUUUUAAA
Molecule: messenger RNA, 1138 nt
Organism: Schistocerca piceifrons (Central American locust)
Lineage: Eukaryota; Metazoa; Arthropoda; Insecta; Orthoptera; Acrididae
Product: WD repeat domain-containing protein 83
Exons: 6
Coding region: 118-1089 (323 amino acids)
Biological process (GO): mRNA splicing, via spliceosome
Cellular component (GO): catalytic step 2 spliceosome
Molecular function (GO): protein binding
Source: RefSeq, a predicted model, not a curated record